UUGAAUCGAUUUCCGAAUAAGGAAAGGAGCAGUCGGCAGCGGUCGAUUUUCAACGCCGCGAAGACGAAGGAUCAUCAAUUCACCAUGGGUACCUUCUUUAUCCAUGUAAGGCGGCAGAGUUGGGCCUACGUGGGAUCCGUCAACGCGUUGACCACAAGUGAGGUUGUCGAAAGAAGAAUCAUUUCCAGGGGGAGGGUCGCCCCAAGACGAUGGGGGUCCCUGUUGCCCCGCCAUUUAGGCGGAUCCCUCUACCGGCACUCGUAUGGGAAAACCCCAAUUGAUGUAGAUAUGCACUCACUGAUCGAGAGAAAAAAUCCCACCACACGGAAAGGUUCUCAACCCUGAAGUAGUCCGCUCACCCCAAAAAAUCUCGUUUGAUCACUCACUCGCGAACAAAUCUCAGUCGGUUCACACUCUCUUCACCUUUUUUUUUCUGCUCAGCCGGCUUUCGGCUACUUCGCUCUCCUUCUCCGAAAGAGAUUAUCGCUCCUUACUAAUUCGGUUUUUCUUACUUCUUUUUGCACUCAGACGUUGACCCCGACCUUGGGUUCAACAAGGUUCAAUUUUGUCACACGCCACACUUUUUGCACAAAUUUGCCGCCAAGCUUUUUCACUUCUCCUCACCACUGAUUUAUUUCGCCCCCCUUUCUCGGUAAGUAAGGGUUGAAGAGGCAAACGACGAAAACCACACUCGAUUGAACACCGGAUGGCCUCUUUAAUGUUCAGGCAAAACCUACCACCGCUUAACUUGAGCGUGGACCACCUCAGAACCCCUUCCCCAAUGCAGGGUAGAAGGGGCCCUCGAAAACUAUUUUCGCGCGCGAAGAAAUGCCGGUGUGAACAGGUAAGUAUGACCUGGGUACACUCACAAAAGUUUAACCCGGUGAAACACGAUGUAGUACACAAACUACUUAUUAAAGUACCAUCCACUUGUACGCUAGUGGAUUUCAAAAUUUAACGCACAAAAUGACACGGACGAACGAUUUAAAACGCACAGAAAAACAGUAAAAAUCGACCAGCGAUUAAAAGAACGUCUGCACACAAGCGCUGCUUGAUGCUAUGAAUAUAUAGAAAGCUGUGCUCAAAUCAACUACAUGAUUAUUUCUUUAUGAUAACAGUAAAAUUGGUAACAAUAAUGGCAUAUUCGUUAAAAAUACUAUGGGUUCUUUGGAAAUGCAUUAGUAACACUGACUACUAUAUGUUGUUAAAAGAACUGCCGCUUUAUGCUGUCUAAAUACUGUUUGUGCGGUAGUAUUUACCAUGCAUAUUACUGGCGUCAAGUUUUAUUUUUCUUUCCAUUUCUCAUUUUACUAUGUUUAUGGUCGAAUCAAGGGUCGAAUGAAACAUGUUAUACCGACAAAUUUCAGCAGACUACAUUUUGCAUUAGAAUUUACCGCAAAUAUAGUUUUUCAGUGUAGUAGAGAACUUGACGUAGCGCCAUUUUGUGAAAAUCAAACUGCAAUCGAGAUCCGCCAGUCGCGCGUGCUUUGUUUUGGUUUACAUUUUUAUUUCUAAAUUAAAAUGAGUUUCUUGCAAAAAGUCGAAAAAAUUGAUGUAAUUGUCGACGAUACACUCGCCGAUCCAGAAAACAUUUCAGAGGAGGACCGUAAUCCGGAUUUGGAGACGUUGAUUGUUGAAUGGAAUUUGAGUCUGGCUAUUUAUGCAAUUCUUAUUCAACAUGGAUACUCAGUCCAAUAUGUUAAACAAAUGGACGACAGGUCAUUGGAUGAUGUGUUUUCGGUGGCCAAAUGGACGGGGCACAAAUUUGCGCUGCGGCAAAAGUUAGUUUUGUGGCCAGAGAGUGUUCUGUACCAGUCGGCCGGUACAUCGAGGGCAUGCCAAAAUGUAUCCGCAGUAGCAACAGUUCCUUUCGGAUCAACUACAGUGGCAUUUCAUUCGAACCCAUUGAAGCACCGUUUGCUGCCAACCUCCGUAACAUCGGAGUUGAUGAAUGACAUUUUGCGCCGCAAUGAAAAAGGAAAAAUCGUGGCCAAAUACUUCGAGAUCCAUCACUGCCUCGAUGCCACCCACAGAAAAUACCUCGCUCAUACGGUCGUCGAUUAUUACAUCGCCAAUGAUCUGUACUUCUCGCUACCGGACAUGGCGAAAUUCGCUCAGUUGAUUGCUGAACGUUUUUCUAACGAACUACCCGAAACAUACUUCAACCCUAAAGACGUAAAGGCUGAAAAGAAGCAUCCCUCCGGCUUAAUUUAUGACCGGUUCCAUAAUCGCAAUAAGAAGAAACUUAUUAAGGUUAAAUCCGAAACCGACAAGGAAAAUAUUUUCUGUGGAGUGAAGGCUGCUGCACUACAGCUAUCUGAAGACGAUAUCACAACGCAAACAACGCUUAAAAACUGGUUGCGCAACAACUUUGCCCCAGCAGAAGAAGUUCAAUUGAAGUGGAAAAACUCGAUCCUUUUGCGAUUACGAUCAAUUAUCAACGAAUGUGAUGUUGAAAAGUCCAACAUCCUUUCUGAGUGGCCCAGGUUCGUUGAUGAAGGUGGAUAUUUACUGAUUGAUUCGGACUUUGAGCACCUGUUUGGAAACUGUGAAAAACUGUUCGAUAAUUGGGAACUGUUUGCGAAGAAAUUUCUAAACUACAUCCGAAGCAGUGAAAUCAAAGAUGACCGCUCCCAACAACUCCUGAAAUAUUUAGAGGAAUCAGCUGUUUGUCAGGAUGGUCGUGAUUUAAUACUAUGCUAUGCAUUUCAAGCGCUUAUUAAGCCAACGCGACGAUCUGGUGGAAAACUUCCUACCAUCUUAGAAGCUUAAUUCGAUGUCUGCUGCCUUUGUGAAGCCAACGAAGAAUACACCGAUGACUUGAAAUCACUGCGUCGAGAUUGCGAAGGAGCGAAAAUUCAGAUGACACCACGCAUUUAUGCUAUUGGCUGCCUUGAAAACAUCGAGGCGUUUUACGUCGUAACAGGAAAGUUCGAGUAUAAAUUGCCAUCGUUCCUGCGUUGCCUAGAUGUCAUCGUUAAGCUGAAGCACGUACUCGAUUAUCGUUUUCCAGAAAGUUGCGAGGCAUUCUGGUGCUUCAUAACUCGAUACUUUUACGGUAUCGACUACAAAAGGAAGUCGAAGAACAACCAACUUCUUCAAUUGCUGACGUAUUUGGAAGCACACUGCAAAGAAGACGAGUAAUGGAUUGCUAUCUCUGUUCAACAUUUUUCCAAGCCAUCGACAGUUUAAUGAAACACCUUAAAAUCGAGCAUGGAACGCCGGCGAUAUCAAAUUAUAAGUGCACUGCAUGCAAGCCUGCUGCACUUUUCAAAGACGUGCAUAGAUUUAGGCGUCACGUUAGUGCUUGCCAUCAUAGCCUAUUUCAGGCUAGAAGCGUAACAUUGGAAAAGUCAGGAACUCAACAUGAAAAAGAAAAACUGUUGCCUUCAAUUGAACCCGCUCCGAUGAUACCUGAAAACGAAAAAGAAUUUGAAAAUACUAUCGAGAAUGAGGAUAUUGCUAUUGAAGUAAAAAGUAAAGAAGAGAAAAUACUAGAAAUAAGAAGUAAAUUAAGAGAGGUAUUUUUAAGCUUCACGGUAAAUCUACAUGGUAAAAAAAAUCUAAGCAGAAAAGAUGUUAUCGAAUUACAAAGAAAUAUAACUGAAGACAUUGUAAUACCAA
Aedes aegypti (yellow fever mosquito) is the source of this 3624-nucleotide messenger RNA. RefSeq lists its product as uncharacterized. The record is from RefSeq and is a predicted model, not a curated record. Lineage: Eukaryota; Metazoa; Arthropoda; Insecta; Diptera; Culicidae. The transcript has 7 exons. Bases 1522 to 2772 code for a protein of 416 amino acids.